UUGAUAGACCGAGGAAGGAAGAGAAGGUCUGAGGUAAAGCGGAUUGAAUGUCCCGCUAAUCCCUUAAUUUCGAAUAAAUUCCACCGAAGCGACAUAAUUCGGUUCGUUUCUCGCCGACUCGGGCGGAUCCUACAGAGGAGGGAGAACCCAGCAUGGCAUAUGAGGCAUAAAGAGCAGCCGCCAUGAUCGGAGGACUGUUCAUCUACAACCACAAGGGAGAGGUACUGAUCUCCCGGGUCUACCGCGAUGACAUAGGGAGGAACGCGGUGGACGCGUUCCGCGUGAACGUGAUCCACGCCCGGCAGCAGGUGCGCUCGCCCGUCAGCAACAUCGCGCGCACCAGCUUCUUCCACGUCAAGCGCUCCAACAUCUGGCUGGCCGCCGUCACCAAGCAGAACGUCAACGCCGCCAUGGUGUUCGAGUUCCUCUACAAGAUGUGCGACGUCAUGGCCGCCUACUUCGGCAAGAUCAGCGAGGAGAACAUCAAGAACAACUUCGUCCUGAUCUACGAGCUGCUGGAUGAAAUUCUGGAUUUUGGAUACCCUCAGAACUCAGAGACUGGAGCGCUCAAGACUUUUAUUACGCAGCAGGGCAUCAAGGGCCAGCAUCAGACGAAAGAGGAGCAGUCGCAGAUCACCAGCCAGGUGACCGGGCAGAUUGGCUGGCGUCGGGAGGGAAUCAAAUACCGCCGCAACGAGCUCUUCCUGGACGUGCUGGAGAGCGUGAACCUGCUCAUGUCUCCCCAGGGUCAAGUUCUGAGCGCGCACGUCUCGGGCCGAGUGGUCAUGAAGAGCUACCUGAGCGGAAUGCCCGAGUGCAAAUUCGGCAUGAACGAUAAAAUCGUCAUCGACAAACAGGGCAAAGCCGGAGCGAGCGAUGAGACGGGAAAGAGUGAUUUAGGGGGAAGCAGCGGGAAGCAGUCCAUAGCCAUCGACGACUGCACCUUCCACCAGUGUGUGCGCCUGAGCAAGUUCGACUCCGAGCGCAGCAUCAGCUUCAUCCCCCCCGACGGAGAGUACGAGCUCAUGAGGUACCGCACCACCAAGGACAUCAUCCUGCCGUUCCGAGUCAUCCCGCUGGUGCGCGAGGUCGGACGCACCAAGCUGGAGGUGAAAGUCGUCAUCAAGUCCAACUUCAAACCCUCGCUCCUGGCGCAGAAGAUUGAGGUGCGCAUUCCCACCCCUCUGAACACGAGCGGCGUCCAGGUGAUCUGCAUGAAAGGCAAGGCCAAGUACAAGGCCAGCGAGAACGCCAUAGUGUGGAAGAUCAAGCGCAUGGCCGGAAUGAAGGAGUCUCAGAUCAGCGCCGAGAUCGAGCUGCUGCCCACCAACGACAAGAAGAAGUGGGCCCGUCCUCCUAUUUCGAUGAACUUCGAGGUCCCGUUCGCACCGUCCGGUCUGAAGGUGCGCUAUCUGAAAGUCUUCGAGUCCAAGCUGAACUACAGCGACCACGACGUCAUCAAAUGGGUGCGCUACAUCGGCCGCAGCGGCAUCUACGAGACCCGCUGCUGACCGCGCCUGCCCGCGGUCCUCUGCCCUACUCUUGUGUAUCUCACUUUCCCUCCUAGACCAGAAUUAUGCAGAAUGUGAACGUGAACGUGUCCUGUGUGUGAAUCCUGACGAAUCGGCUAUCGUACGUAGAGCGGGGAGACGCCGCCUCGGGUCCUCCGGGGACGCAGCACUGCAGAGUUUCGGGUUUAUUCUCAAUGUCGGGGCGGUAAGCGAAUGCUGAUUGGCUUAUGAGUCCUUGUUUUUAAUCACACGAUGCGCUGCGUGGGGCGUGAUCGUCGUCUGGGGAAGAUCUGUGGGUCGUGAAUGCAAAAUCAUCACACGGUUAUGAUGCACAAAUCCAUGGUGAACAUAGCAGACUGAGAAAUGGUGUGUGUAUGUGUGUUAGAGAAAUCAGGAACUGUGCAGUGCUCUGACCCAGCAGGACUGAUUGUAUCUGUCAUUAGUGCUAGAUCAAGUGUGACUCUCUUUGUGUCUGAUCUCCCUCCCUGUAACAAACUUGACUGUACAAGUAAAGCUAUAUCCAGUGAAAA
Molecule: messenger RNA, 2041 nt
Organism: Trichomycterus rosablanca
Lineage: Eukaryota; Metazoa; Chordata; Actinopteri; Siluriformes; Trichomycteridae
Gene: ap2m1a
Product: adaptor related protein complex 2 subunit mu 1a
Exons: 13
Coding region: 183-1511 (442 amino acids)
Biological process (GO): intracellular protein transport; clathrin-dependent endocytosis
Cellular component (GO): AP-2 adaptor complex; cytoplasmic vesicle
Molecular function (GO): clathrin-cargo adaptor activity
Source: RefSeq, a predicted model, not a curated record